This is a messenger RNA of Helobdella robusta, 890 nucleotides long. RefSeq lists its product as hypothetical. NCBI's taxonomy places the organism in Eukaryota, Metazoa, Annelida, Clitellata, Rhynchobdellida, Glossiphoniidae. The transcript has 5 exons. The record is from RefSeq and is a predicted model, not a curated record. Bases 237 to 890 code for a protein of 217 amino acids.
AAAAGCUGUCAUCACCUAAGACUAAGAUAAAAUGCUAAUUAAGUUCUUGCGGUAUAACAAAUAAUAAUAAUUGGGUUUUAAUCUUUUUGUUUGUCAUUGUUUUUUUUAUUAAUAUUUAUUUACAAUAGAUGCCUUUGCAACAAUUUAAUUUGAGUUUUAUUGAUUCCGUUUUGUAUUGGCAAUGAUUUAUUAGCUAUAUAACAUUGUUUCAAAAUUUUGUAAAAAUCAUUCGACGAAUGGAGUCGAUGAACAUGGAGCCGAUGGCGUCGGUGGAUCGUCUGACGAAACUGAGGGAGGUACUGACCUCAAAGAAGGAGGGACUGAGCACCUGUCAAUCAAUCACAUUCUGGUUGUUGAUUUUCUUCAACGUCACCAUCAUCGUCAUUUUUGGAGGAUUCAUCAUCAAGCGGAACUUCACCAUGUGGAGAGGUCUGCCCGACGCCAAGUUUCAGUCAUACAAAGAAAAGUUUUUUAAUAAAAUGGUUUUAUUAAUUUUGAUAAACGCAGAUGGCGAACAAUACAAUUGGAUGGACGAAUAUAAAAGAAACAUAACAGGCGACGAAAUUGCCCGAAUAUCAAUAACAGCCACCGGUCGCUACCUGAUCCACAGUCGCGUGGCCUAUGAAUGUCGCCCCAACCACCACAACCACCAUCUUGAAAAUCAGGUAAAAUACUACACGCACCAAGUCCGCGUGUCCAGGACCCAUAUUCAGAAAUCUGAUCGUGUGGACAAGAUAGCCGUCACUGGGAUCGUUGACCCCCCACAAACCAAACUCAUCUGCUACGACAGCCACAUCAUUUUCGAAGCGGAAGCCACGAACGGAUCGGAAGUGACGUCACACAGUGACGAGUAUUUGUACGCCGAUUUGGAGGUCGUCACGUUGGAGUGA